This is a messenger RNA of Daucus carota subsp. sativus, 2467 nucleotides long. RefSeq names its product O-fucosyltransferase 35. The coding region runs from base 214 to 2097 and encodes 627 amino acids. The record is from RefSeq and is a predicted model, not a curated record. The transcript is spliced from 9 exons. Gene Ontology annotation, cellular component: cytoplasm; chloroplast; Golgi apparatus. Lineage: Eukaryota; Viridiplantae; Streptophyta; Magnoliopsida; Apiales; Apiaceae.
GUGGGAAAUACUAUUACUGUAUCCCCAUAACUGUGUUUAAUUCCUUGAGCACUUUCCACUUCUUUCCAUCUCAAACCUUUUCAUAACAAAAGAUGAGAACAGCAACAAUCAAUGUCCAAACAGCAUCAUUCUUGAACUCAUCACCCACAUAGAAGAAUCUCAUUAAACCACCUUCCAUCUUAUUACAAAACACAACUAGUCAUAGUAUUAAACAUGGGUCAUAUAAAUCACCACCUUCAAUCCUCCACAGCUAAUGAUGGAGGAAGCAUCUCUCAAAGACUCAACAGUCCUAGAUUCUCGGGCCCAAUGACUCGCAGAGCUCAGUCUUUUAAACGAACAAACAACAACACUGGUGCUCAGAACAAUAGUUUUAGUACCACUAUUGACUUGCCAGUCAACUCACCCAGAUCUGAGCUUAGUGGUAGCUCAGGUUCUGCUGAUGGGUUUGACUCAAAUGGUGAAAAGAAACAGGCCCAUGUUCAAUUUUUGAGCCAGAGAGGGCAGAGCAAGAAGCAUUCGAAGAAGCUUGGGCAAUGGAUGUUCUUUGCUUUUUGUGGGGUGUUAUUGUUUUUGGGUGUUUUCAAGAUUUGUGCUAUUGGUUGGUUUGGAUCUGAUGUUGAUAGAGUGGGGUCUGAUCAGGAUUCAUUUUACUCCAUGGACACUGGUAUAAAUAGAAUGGACAAACAGUCUCAUGAAUACAGUUUUAAGGAGCAUGAACAUAAACAUGAACAUGAUCAUGAAGCUGAAAGUGAAGGAUCUGAUGUUGAAAGAACUCUAAAAACGGUGGGAUCAGCUUUCGUUGGUACGACAGAUAACAUGGCUGAUCAUUCAGGUAUCUGGUCCAAACCUAAUAGUGACAACUUCACUCAGUGUAUUGAGCGGCCUAAAAGUCAUCAACAGCUAGGCGCAAGUACCAACGGAUUUCUUCUCAUAAAUGCAAAUGGUGGCUUGAAUCAAAUGAGAUUUGGGAUAUGUGAUAUGGUUGCUGUUGCUAAGAUAAUGAAGGCAACACUUGUCCUUCCAUCUCUCGAUCACACCUCGUACUGGGCUGAUCAAAGUGGCUUUAAAGAUCUGUUUGACUGGCAGUACUUCAUCGAGACUCUGAAAGAUGAUAUUCAUAUAGUUGAGACAUUACCACCUGCAUAUGCUGGAUUAGAACCUUUCUCAAAGACACCAAUAUCCUGGUCAAAGGCUAGUUAUUAUAAGUCGGAAGUCAUGCCGCUUCUGAAGCAACACAAAGUGAUAUACUUCACCCACACUGAUUCGCGAAUUGCAAAUAAUGCUCUACCUAACUCAAUACAGAAGUUAAGAUGCCGUGUGAAUUAUAGAGCAUUAAAAUAUUCGGCUCCAAUCGAAGAUCUUGGAAAAAUUUUGGUUUCAAGAAUGCGGCUGAAUGGAAGCCCUUAUCUUGCUUUGCAUCUAAGGUAUGAGAAGGAUAUGCUUGCAUUCACAGGAUGCAGUCACAGUUUGACGGCAGAAGAAGAUGAUGAACUUCGUAAGAUGCGCUAUGAGGUCAGUCACUGGAAAGAAAAGGAAAUUGAUGGCUCUGAGAGAAGGAAGCUUGGAGGCUGCCCCUUAACCCCGAGAGAGACAUCUCUUCUACUUAAAGGAUUAGGCUUCCCGUCGAGCACUAGGAUUUAUUUGGUAGCUGGUGAAGCUUUUGGAAAUGGAAGCAUGCAACAUCUUGUGGAAGAUUACCCAAACAUCUUCUCGCAUUCAACUCUUUCUACAGAAGAUGAACUGAGACCUUUCAGGAAUCACCAGAACAUGCUGGCUGGGUUGGACUACGCUGUUGCCCUUCAGAGCGAUGUUUUCGUUUACACCUAUGAUGGUAAUAUGGCAAAGGCAGUUCAAGGACAUAGGAGGUUUGAGGACUUUAAAAAGACUAUUAAUCCAGACAGAAUGAAUUUCGUCAAAAUUGUUGACGACUUUGAUCAAGGAAAGAUUUCUUGGAAAAAGUUCUCUUCCAAAGUAAAGAAGCUUCAUGAGGAUCGUACAGGAGCACCUUAUAUGAGAGAACCUGGUGAAUUUCCUAAGCUUGAAGAGAGCUUUUAUGCAAACCCCAUGCCUGGAUGCCUUUGUGAGAAAAACAGAUGAAAAAUAUAGUGUAAACCUCUACCAACCUAAAUCUUACUAGACUGACAUUAAAAGGUUUAACAGUAUGGCGCGAGGAUUCAAAGUUCUCAUGGAGUGCUGAGCUUAAAGUUUAAGACGAAUCUUGCUAGACUGACGUUAAUAGAGCUUAAAUUUACUGAAGUUGGAGAACUGGCAUGGACUGAGGAAAUGCUGAGGCCAUUUCUGAAAAAAUCCAUAUCCUCUAUUAUCAGGAAUGCUCAUCUGCAUCAUCUUCGAUCCUGUGUUUCUUACUCAGUUGAAACUUGAAAUACUGAUUAUACAAAUGAAAUUAUACGUGUAUAAGCAUUCUCUAAAAAGUGAUCAAUGCAAAGAGAUAAUUCUUGUUCCUUUA